AUGGAGAUAGAAGGCCGAGGCUAUCUUCGACCUCCACCACCGAUGCGAGAGUCGGAAGCUCGGCAAUGCUCUAGGAAGUACUAUCGCUUUCAUCAAGAUCACGACCACGACACAGAGGAGUGCUUCCGACUCCGAGACGAGAUUGAAGCACUUAUCCAUUGUGGGAUGCUCAACCAAUUUGUACGAAACCGGCGUGAUGAAGGAGAACCAGUGGAGAACGCCAUGCCACCUGAAUAUCAAAACAAUAACAGACCCAUUGCUGGCACUAUCAACGCCAUAGGAGGGGGCUCUGCCAAAGGAAGCUCGGCUAAAGAACCUGCUGAGAAGGAAGCCCCCUUGAAGCGUCAGCACAUGACAGAAGCUAUCUCGUUCUCGGAUGAAGACUUAAAAGGAGUUGAAACUCCCCAUGAUGAUGUUGUGGUUAUCUCCCUUGUUAUGAAUAAGUUUGAUAUAAAACGUGUUUUAGUUGAUAAUGGAAGCUCUGCAAACGUAUUAUUCUAUGAUGCUUUCCAAAAAAUGGGAAUGACAAAUGAUCAACUCUAG
This is a messenger RNA of Phoenix dactylifera (date palm), 543 nucleotides long. NCBI's taxonomy places the organism in Eukaryota, Viridiplantae, Streptophyta, Magnoliopsida, Arecales, Arecaceae. The record is from RefSeq and is a predicted model, not a curated record.